Vigna umbellata (rice bean) is the source of this 725-nucleotide messenger RNA. Its product is annotated as 17.9 kDa class II heat shock protein. The record is from RefSeq and is a predicted model, not a curated record. NCBI's taxonomy places the organism in Eukaryota, Viridiplantae, Streptophyta, Magnoliopsida, Fabales, Fabaceae.
CUUCCCAUCCAAGAAAUAUCCACAAAACAAAUUCUCAAACGAAAAUCUUGGCUUUCUAAACAGCUUUUCUCGUAUCUGAAAAGUGAUGGAUUUCAGAGUGAUGGGUUUGGAAUCUCCAUUGUUCCACACGCUGCACCGCAUGAUGGACAUGUCGGAGGAGGGUGCAGGGGAGAAGACAAACAAUGCUCCGACACAGACAUACGUGAGAGACGCGAAAGCGAUGGCUGCAACAGCUGCGGAUGUGAAAGAAUAUCCGAAUUCCUACGUGUUCCUGAUCGACAUGCCGGGGUUGAAAUCUGGUGACAUAAAGGUUCAGGUUGAAGACGAUAACGUGCUUUUGAUUAGCGGGGAGAGAAAGAGGGAAGAAGAGAAGGAAGGGGUGAAGUUUGUGAGAAUGGAACGAAGAGUUGGGAAAUUCAUGCGCAAGUUUGUUUUACCUGAAAAUGCAAACAUUGAUGCAAUCUCUGCUGUGUGUCAAGAUGGUGUUCUCAGUGUUACUGUGCAGAAAUUGCCUCCUCCUGAACCUAAGAAGCCUAGGACUAUUGAAGUGAAGAUUGCUUGAUAUGGAAGAACAGAACAAAUGAAUGUUUGUGUCUCUUAGUGGCAAAGAGUUGUUCAUUUUCACUGUUACAAGAUGUUUUAGCUUGGUUUUGUUGUAAUUUCUUUUUAAUGUCCUCUGUUGCUUUGUAGUUUUGUGAUAAUUGCAGCCGUGAUUUUGGUUUAAU